Adineta ricciae is the source of this 714-nucleotide messenger RNA. NCBI's taxonomy places the organism in Eukaryota, Metazoa, Rotifera, Eurotatoria, Adinetida, Adinetidae. The record is from the annotation of a GenBank genome assembly.
AUGUUGUUCAAUGAUAAACUCCGUCGUUUUGUCUUUUUAUCUCUAAUUACAGAGGUCUCAGCGAUUUCAUACAAUCGACCGAUCAUUUCCCCGGAUUUGGCGUGGAAUUCAGUUGGGGUAACUAUUGGCAAUCAGAGUAUCGCUGGUUUAAAUCCUACUGACAUAGUUAUUGAUGGAAGCAACACAAUCUUUAUUUCACAUGAGAAUCAGGAGAUUAUUCACGUCUUUCUCGGAGUAAAUUCAACAAACCUAUCAAGUUUAUUUGUAUUGACAAGUGAUGAGAUUUAUUUUUCGUCGAUAAAUGGAGUGACUGAAAUGAAAUUGAACGUGAAAAAUUCAAUCCUGCGAAUGGAUUCGUAUGUACGAUGCGUCGAUAUUUUUCUCACUGUAAACCAAACUCUUUACUGUUCAUUGUCUGAUCAGCAUCAAAUUAUUGCGAAAUCGUUGUUCGAUGAGUGGAGCUAUUUGUUAACCGUCGCAGAAACAGGAGGUCCCGGUUCGACAUCGAUAACACUUCGAAAUCCUCGAGGAAUUUUUCUCGAUGAAAAUAACUCAACUUUCUUCGUUGCCGAUUGCGAAAAUAAUCGGAUUCAAUCAUUCGAAUCAGGUUCGCUUCUCGGACAAACUAUUCAGACGAUUGACUUGAAUUGCCCAACAGCAAUAAUGUUGGACGGAAGCGGAUAUUUUUUUAUUGCUGAUUCAAUGAAUAAUUGA